AUGUUCAAAGCCUCGUCACCGCUCUUCUCGGGCCUUCUCUGGAAGAUCCCAUGGCGUAUUUCAUCACCUCAGAAAGCACGGCAAAGAAAGCGUCUACGCGCUGUUGACCGGGUGGUCGAUACCCUGAGCGCCGCCUUGCGACGAAACGGCCAGAGCACAAAAGCCGUCGAUCGGUGGUAUGCGGAAAUGCCUCGGGAGGAAGAGAUGUUGCCCAAGGACAAGUACACACUGUUCGAUAAGAAGGAAAAGACCUAUCGGAAGGGUAUUCACAAACUGCCCAAGUGGACAAGAGUCAGCCAGCGCCUGAACCCUCCUGGUUUUUAA
Aspergillus udagawae is the source of this 324-nucleotide messenger RNA. Its product is annotated as mitochondrial 54S ribosomal protein mL60. The transcript has 3 exons. Gene Ontology annotation, molecular function: structural constituent of ribosome. Gene Ontology annotation, cellular component: mitochondrial large ribosomal subunit. The coding region runs from base 1 to 324 and encodes 107 amino acids. Lineage: Eukaryota; Fungi; Ascomycota; Eurotiomycetes; Eurotiales; Aspergillaceae. The record is from RefSeq and is a predicted model, not a curated record.